Messenger RNA from Anopheles aquasalis, 1320 nucleotides. RefSeq lists its product as uncharacterized. Gene Ontology annotation, cellular component: extracellular region; membrane. Gene Ontology annotation, molecular function: chitin binding. The record is from RefSeq and is a predicted model, not a curated record. Lineage: Eukaryota; Metazoa; Arthropoda; Insecta; Diptera; Culicidae.
CGACGACGACGACAAUAACAGGGAAAGAAUUACGAUAGGUUCCGGUUGAUAACUAGGUGUUGGUGGUGACUGAGCAUGAUAGCACGCCGUGGCUAUCGUGGGAUCGAUAGCAGAAGGCUUCCUCCCUUCAUCCUCCCUAUCAAGGGCGGUGUCCCGUAAACCUAUAAAGAUAUGGCGGUCAAGGUGUGAUAAUACACAUGCGCUCUACAUUGGCCGGAACGUACCAACGGCGGGGCUGCUACGAUCGAUCGAGCGGCUUUACGAUAAUUAGUUGCCCGCACCUGGACUGGUGGUACCCUAGUAUGGCUCUAGUGGCUCGCUGAGUUUGCGAGCGAACGGUGUACUUUCGGAGCACAGUGAAAGCAAUCGAAGCAACGAGAUGAGCAAGGGAGAAAAUCUUGAUCGGCGGUCGGGCACCUGCCUCCUAGUCGGUGCGUUGUGCUUGCUGGUCCCGUGCCUGUCGGACGGUAGCUCGGUCACUGGUCACGCUGAGCGUGUGGACUGCGUGACACCGAGCUGCGUGACGGCGGUGGAUCGGGCUACGCUGUGGCCGUUCGAGGAUCCCAACUUUUACCUCCAGUGCAUGCCCGGUGGGGGCGUAUCGUGGGAGCUGGUAAAGGAACCGUGCCAGGGUCGCCGAUUGUUCCAUUACGCGCGACAGCAGUGCAUCGUGCCGGCCAACUGGGAGUCGGCGUGUAUGGAUCAACCAACCGAGCCACUGCCGGUGACGCGCUGCCCGGUGGUGCAGUGUGGUACGCGGCAGGACGUGGAGCGGCUCUGGCCCGACCCGGAUCCCGGCCGUUUCCUGCAGUGCAUCCCACAGGCUACGGGUGGAAUCGCCCCGGUUCAGCAAGAUUGCCCCGUCGGGAUGCUGUACAGCGAUCGUGCCCAGGCCUGCAUCGUGUCCAGCCACUGGUCGUUGGAGUGUACGUUCGAUGAGCUUACGCCUGGCCCGACCGGUGGUGACACGGAGCAACCGACCACCACGCCGACGACGCCAACGACGCCAACAACCCCGACGACGCCAACAACCCCAACGACACCGGGCGAGUGGCAACUCUGCCAGCCACCGAUUUGCGAGCGCGAAGACACCCGCCUGUAUCCUUCCACCAUCCGGUCAUCGUUCUAUCAGUGCGUUCCGCUGCCGAACGGCUUUUGGCAGGCCCAGCUGCGCCCGUGCGCCAGCGGUACACUGUUCCAUUACGGUCUGCAGCUGUGCGUGUUCCCGGCCGAUUGGGAGAACUUCUGUCCCGAUCCGUGAGCAGCCGCGGUACACCAAUUAUAAAUAAAUGCAAAAUUGUGCCGACACACACCCAUCAA